AUGUCGACUUCUUCUUCGUUCCCUCGCACCAUCGUCUCCUACACUCUCUCAACUUCACUCUUCAUAGUCUUCUUCCUAUGCAGCGUCUUCCUCUUCACCAAACGCACUCUCGAACCCUCCCUCUCCCCUUUCCACGCCGACAUCCCUCUCCCCGAUCCACGUCCUCCCUCACUCCACCUCCCUCCAAUCGACCCACUCCCUUCCAAAGAUCUCAACGGAAAACCUCACGAUCCCGACGCUGAUACAAAUCAAAACCAGGAAGAAGCCGAUUCGCGCCGCGACGACGAUCCCGUCGCGGUAAACACUGACCUCAAAGCUGUUGAAGAAUCCAACGGCGUUGACCUCACCGCGAAACCUGAUCCGGAACUGGAAGAUGAAGGAGCCUCGCGCCGCAAGGAAGAGUCCGUUGAGGAGAACAAUGCCGAAUCUGCUGCGGAGAAGGCGGUUGUUGAGAAGUUGAGAGGCUGCGAUUUGUACACGGGAUCGUGGAUCAAAGAUGACGACGAGUAUCCACUCUAUCAGCCUGGAUCGUGUCCUUAUGUUGAUGAAGCUUUUGAUUGCCAGAGGAACGGGAGACGCGAUUCCGAUUAUCUCCAUUGGAGAUGGAAGCCUGACGGUUGCGAUCUUCCACGGUUUAACGCUACAGAUUUUUUAGUGAAGCUACGAGGUAAGAGUUUGAUGUUGGUUGGGGACUCAAUGAACCGUAACCAAUUUGAGUCAAUGCUUUGCGUUCUUCGAGAGGGUUUAUCUGAUAAGAGUAAGAUGUACGAGGUUCAUGGCCACAAUAUUACUAAAGGAAGAGGCUACUUUGUGUUCAAGUUUGAAGAUUACAACUGUACAGUAGAGUUUGUGAGGUCACAUUUUCUUGUGAGGGAAGGAGUUAGAGCUAAUGCUCAGGGAAAUACUAAUCCUACUCUUUCGAUUGAUCGGAUUGACAAGUCAAAUGGUCGAUGGAAGCGAGCCAAUAUUCUUGUCUUCAACACUGGACAUUGGUGGGUUCAUGGAAAGACAGCUAGAGGGAAAAACUACUACAAAGAAGGUGACUACAUCUACCCCAAGUUUGAUGCGACUGAAGCAUACAGAAGGGCGUUGAAGACUUGGGCUAAAUGGAUCGAUCAAAAUGUGAAUCCCCAAAAGCAGCUCGUAUUUUACCGCGGAUACUCAUCGGCACAUUUUCGGGGAGGUGAGUGGGACUCAGGAGGGUCAUGCAAUGGGGAGAAGGAACCAGUAAAGAAAGGUUCGAUCCUCGAUUCCUAUCCUCUGAAAAUGAAGAUAGUAGAGGAAGCCAUUAAGGAGAUGCAAGUUCCAGUGAUUCUCCUAAACGUCACAAAGCUGACUAAUUUCCGCAAAGAUGGACAUCCUUCAAUCUACGGUAAGAUCAAUAUGGAUGGUAAAAAAGUGUCAUCAAGGAAACAGGAUUGCAGCCACUGGUGUCUUCCUGGAGUUCCUGAUGUUUGGAACCAUCUUAUCUACGUGUCUUUGCUCCUUCAAGCACAUUCCUAAUACAUAGUCGAGCUUAUACUUUUGCCAAAUUAGAGAUAUGAAGAGAGGAGUAGAAACACAGUUGAUCUUCACUGUUUUGUUAGAAUCUUCACUGUUAAGUUAGUGACAAUCUUCCUUUUUGAUGGCAAACAUGUUUCUCUUAAUACUCAAAUCAGCAAACAGAAUCUAGAAAUUGUAUUAAAUAGUUGGAACUAAAACAAAAUUGAAAGAAAACCAAGCAAAGGAAUCCAACAAGUAACUCAACAUUCCCCUUUUCAUGGAGACACUUUCUUCUUCAUAUUCUUGAUUGACUUGACUCCCCUACGUGUGUUGGGUUUCACUUUCUUCUUUGUUUUCCUACUCGGAGACUCCCUCACUGGACCAGCCGGGAUUCCUUUCUUCAGAGCACUUCCUCUCGGUGUAGCAGACGGAGGCAACCUCAAGUCCUGUGGAGGUAGAGGGCAAUGAGGCUUCCACACAAGAUUGUUCUUCAUUGCGAAUCUUACUCUCUUUGAGCUCUUCUCACUGCUCGGACCAGGUAAGCUCCUCUCUGCUGCAUCUCUGUUAACAGUAGUAGUACCUUGCUCUACAACCCCUUUGUUCUCUCUUUUCCUCUUCUUGGACAUCUUUUUGGGUACUGAAACAGGUUCUGCUUCUUCACAGACACUUGCAACCUCAUCUCUCACUGGUCCCAUCUCCGAUGCAAUCUUCUCAAACUCCUGACGAAGAUCCGAUAUCAUAGUCUCGUCAACAGACUCAUCUUUCUCACCAUGAUUGACAACAACAACAUCAUCAGCAUCCUUCUUCUUAGACUUUGAACAUUUCUUCAAACUCUUCUUCUUCUUCUUCUUCGAAGACCCAUUUGCAACAAUCUCAGGCACUUCUCCUCCAAUCACACCAGUCAUAGGAACCAGCUCAGGCACUUCCUCAUCGUCACGAGUCCCUUCAGUGAUGGAAACCACAACACCAGAACUCAACAUAUCCUUCUCCAACUGCAAAAAAUCUUGAUGAAGAGAAAAAAUCACUUUCCUAUUCCCCUGAUGACAAUCAGGAGAAGAACCAAUCUCAUAAAACCUCUUCCCAAACUCCAUAGACAAACCAAUAGACCCCAAAACCACAACAUCAUCAUCCUCAGACACACCAUCACCACCCCCAUCUUUCCUAACAUCCACCAACCUCCUCCCCAUCUUCACAAACUCAUCAAAAACAUUACUCUUAAUCUUCCCAACCAAAACCUUAUCACUAACAACCCCAAUAACCAUCACAAACGGCCCAAACAGAACCUCCAAAACCUCCUUCCUCACCGGAAGAAACCCCCUAACCUCCUCAACGAAAACCGACGCAACAUGAUAGUUAACACCAUUCCCAUUAAACUUGUCCCCAGCAAGAAACGUCCCAUCGAACAAAACACCAACCAACCGUCUCGUCAAAUCCAAAUCCCACGAGCUCCCACUCAUCACACCAAACCACCCGCGCAAGAACCUGCGUAUCAAGAGGUAGAACUUAUCUAACCUCAGCCUAUCGAUGCGUGACCACUCACGUCGCAUGGUGAACAGAAACACGGUGAAGUAGUGGACAGCGAGAGGGAGAGGGAGGGAGUGUAGAGCAGAGGAGAGACUGUCGAUUAGGUCGGAUUGGUAGACAGACUUGUCUGCGUGCCACAUGCAGUAGAAGAUGCCUUGCCAUAGCUUCUUCAUGUCUUCGUCGGGGACUGAGGUUUGUUCGGGGAGCCAUGUGUGGAGGAGGGUGCGGAGGGAACGGUCUCGGAUUGUUUGCUUGCAGGAGGCGAGUUUCUUUAUGAGGGAUUUGCAGGUUUCUUCUGGUGGGGAUGGUUGUUGUUGUUGUUGUGGCUCUGAGAUUUGCUUCCGUUUCACCAUUGUUUUCGAGUUUGUUGCGGAGGGAGGAAGAAGGGAUGUGACGGCAGCUUCUUUCUAGGGGAGAAGAAAGAGGCGUAUGAACUAUGAAGGAAGCGUUAGGGUUUUAAGUUUUGUUUCCUUUGUUCUUUGUUUACAUUUUAGUCCCUUAUCUUUAUAUUAACUUUUGAUUACAU
This is a messenger RNA of Eruca vesicaria subsp. sativa (arugula), 3532 nucleotides long. The record is from the annotation of a GenBank genome assembly. NCBI's taxonomy places the organism in Eukaryota, Viridiplantae, Streptophyta, Magnoliopsida, Brassicales, Brassicaceae.